CUUCAUUACCAAAAUGGAGGACUACUCAUCGAAGCAGUCAGUAGAAAAUCUUGACAAUCCUCCAAACAGUCGCUUGUUUCUCGUAACAAGUCGAUCAGUUUCAGAUGAUGUUAUUCGAGAGAAAUUUUCUGUCUUUGGAGAGAUCCAAGGUGUAUGGGUCGUUAAGGACAAACAGACGAAAGAAUCGAAGGGGAUCUCCUAUGUUAAAUUUGCGAAGUCUUCGGAAGCAUGCACCGCCAUGGAGGACAUGCAUGGAAAAUGCCUGUUAGACGGAACGAAGCCCAUUAAGGUUUGCAUGCACAUAAAUCUAAACUUAAUAUGUGCCAUCAUCCUCUAAGUCUCUAACAUAUACUAUUUAUUUCCUUGGGUAAUUUUUUUAUUGAUUCCAUGCUGGGCCCGGUUUCCCGAUAUCGAUGGAAUUUAGGUUUACGCAAGUUUUAACGAUGCACUUUUCCUACAAUGGCCCGAAACACCAAGCAGAGAAAAUGGUCGCUACAGUGCGUCGUCGGAGAAGGUCAAUAUUUAUAGGAUGGAAAUAUAGGGAGCUCUGUUCUAGGAUCAGCUUUCUCCAUUCAAAUCUUUCCUUGAAGGUGCAUUAUUUAGAAAUCGCUCCGCCAUUUCUUGAUUGCUUCUAAUAGUUAAACUGAAAUUAGUCUAUCUGACAAAGCAAACAAUGUAUAGUGUAGAGAAUCAUUGUACCAAUUAAACCGCUGUGAUAUAUUUUCAUUAACCAGGGCCGGAUGCAAUUCCACAAUAUUUACAUGAUAGACAUUAGCUGAAUCAUUUUUAAUACCACAAAUGACCGAAAUGAGUGGCUAAUCUGACACUGACAAACAGAUCAAUCUGGUCUUGAAUUCAAACAAACAAUAGCUCUGGCAAAUGACAUGACAUACAGAUUGUACAAUAGUAGGAAGAUGUGUGUGUGUGUGUAUGAUAGGCUACUAAAUAACAUUUCCAGUGGCACACUGACUCACCUAAUGUCGAAGCCAUAAGCUACUACUCACAGUGUUGGCUGAUGCGCUCGUCUUGGCAAAAGCAUAUCUCAAGAUGAGCUACUUUGAAAAACAAUGCUGUUGUUCGCAAAACAUUUGGAGUUGUUGAGAAAAAAAUUAUCGAUUGGUUCGACAGAUUAGUCUUCUCAUUUCAGCAGUAGGUAUUUGCUUUCCAAAGUAUGUUUUUCCCUCGAUAGUAUUUUGAGAUUUGCAAAAGGACAGAGAAAUAUAAUCCAUAGAUGUCAGUUCCCAUUUAAAUCAGGACUGGCAGCCGGUUUAAUGCAGGGGCUUUAAUAGUCAAAUAGCCAGGGUAAGAGGUUCCAAACCCCUUCUAUGGAUUAUUUCUAUGGCCACAACGCUACAAGCUGUAUAUUUGGCGUGCAUGCUGGCCAAAUUGCGGGCUUCCCGACUGUGGCAACCAGUAACUGCCUAAAUAAAUAAAACGCUUAGUAAAUUGGGGAUACAAAUAAUGUUAUGGUGAGGGGUGCAUUUCCCUGGCAUGGUUUAGGUCCACUUGUAGAAUCUAUCUAUGCCAAGGCGCAUUGAAGCUAUUCUGGCAGUUCAUGGUGUCCAAACACUCUUUUAAGACACUAUGUUGGUGUUUCCCUUAUUUUGGCAGUUACCUGUAUGUGCUUGUGAUAAAAUGUAAUCCACAGUUAUGUUUUUUAGUCUGUGGCUACAUUAUGCUCUCUGGUCUAAUUUGAACAUUGACAGUGGGCUCCUGUGGUUGGAUAAAAAAAAAGUAAUAAAAAAAGUGUGGCCCUAGACUCACACAAUUGACCAGUCACAUUUAUUUGUUAUUUUAUUAAUCAGGUACCCAAUCAACGCAGGGCCCCCCAGUUACCCACGUGUGCCCCCUACCACCUCUCCUCCACCAUCUGACGAGAGGCAGCAGGCAGGAGCAGGAUGUCUACACUCAUUGAGAGCGGGCUCCUGAAUCCUGUGGUUGGCGGUUGCAGUAAAAAAGUAUAUACAUUGCUAUGAAAAAGUAUUUGCCCCCUUUCUAAUUUUCUCCACUUUUGCAUAUUUGUGAUACAGAAUGUUAUCAGAUCUUCAACCAAACCUACUAUUAGAUAAAGGGAACAUAAGUGAACAAGUAACACAAAAAUUAUAUAUUUAUUUCAUCAACAAAGUUAUGCAGCACAGGCCGAAGAUGUAACAUGCAUUUCCCCAAACACCAUGCAGAGAGAACGGUCACUAAGUGUGUCGUUGGACCAUGUUUCGCUACUGAUCGGAUCGAAAGGGAGCGCUGUUCUCGAACAGCUUUCUCCAUUCAAAUCUUACCAUUAAAAUUAUUUGACAAUACUGACGACACUAUCAGCUCCUAGUGAGAUAUUACCACCUGCGGCUGCACAUAUUGAGGCGGCUUAUUCUAAUAAUUACCCAAUACAAAUGCACUAAAUCGCAGAUUUGGCACAUUGUGCGCAUGUUAGGCUACACAUCAUGAAAAAUAUUGAGACAAAUUAGACAGGCCUAUAGCGACACUUGAGGCAUUCUAAUUGUCUACAGACAUGUCGUUAGAGCAAGUAUAAGUAGAGCAAGUAGCAAAGUAGAACUCAAUUGAUUGAACAUAAAAUGUAUUUCAAUAUGUAUGAAUAAAUAGGCCUAUAGCCUACUGUUUAUAUUUUAAUGCAGUCAUUCCGGUUUUCAUUUGAAGCAUCUUUGUAUACGUAGAUUGUUUGUAUCCAUUGCAAAGACUUGCAACUUUAUUUGUAGUCAACUUUGUUCUGAAGUUAGCAGCAGUCAGAGACUGAUAAACAAUGUGAUUCCCUGUUUAGUGGACAUCUGUGUAUGAUGGCAAAAAAGCAUAAAAAAAUUAUAAUUGUAUUUUCAAUAAAUGUAUAAAUGCGUGGACAACACGCAGUUAAAAUGGCUAAAAGUAAGGAUUUAAAAAUGAAAUGCAAAAGGAGCUAUCAAAAUGUGCCAAGACUUCUCCCUAAAUCUCUCAAAUUCAAAUCUGGACUUCGAAGACAGUUUCACUGCUUAUUUUUACAGUCUUCCCCUCUAAUCAGGGACUGAUUUUAGACCUGGGACAGCAGGUGGGUGCAAUUAGUUAUCAGGUAGAACAGAAAGCCAGCAGUACUCUGGACCUCGGGUAAGAUUUGAAUACCCCUGCCCUACAUCCUUUAUACUUUUUCAUAACGACAACGACAAGUUUGAUGUCAGACGACAAUAGCAUGUUCAUGAUGUCGCCACGACAGGCUGGUUUACAGUCAGUCUGUCAACGUCUGUAGACAAUUGUCGUAGCGACAUCAAACUUGUUGUUAUGAAAAAGUAUAAACACAAAAUGACAGCCUCUGCAUGAAUGACAUCAGCAGCCCGGUGCUCCAAAUAGCAUACUUUCUAUAUUUUAACACCAAUAAACCCAUCUGUUUUAAAAAUUUAUUCAGUAAAUGUACAUCUAGAAAGCCAGGGAACUAAAAUGAAUUUUCCAAACAAUGUUUUAGUUUGUUACUUGCUAGCUAGUUCAGAUAAUGACCAGAAUAUAGCUGACAACGUCUUAACUUUAGCUACUUUUUCUUCAUUACAGGAAAAUAAACCUACAUCAUUAUUUACAAGGUAAUGGCGAGCUUACCGAAAAUAGCUUACUGCCACAGUGUGACGAAAUAAUAGUAGGUCAUUCUAUCUGAAAAUUUUACAGGAGGAUCUUGUUACAGGAGGAUUUGUUCUGGUUGCUGUGGCAGUCUGGUAAUCAUGACAACAGAUGUUGCCACAGUCGCAGAUAAACAUUUUUCACGUCUGUGGGACAACGAAACUGACAGUCGCAGCGACGGUCUACAGACAUUCCACUGGAGUAUAAAUUAAACGUUUUCAACAGCGACACUUGAGGCAUUCUAAUUGUCUACAGACAUGUCGUUAGAGCAAGUAUAAACCAGCCUUUAGGGGUAUAACAUAGGAGAAGCAUUUGAGUUAAGUCACACUGAAAUGAUUGUACCUGUUUAGCGACACGUGUCCCACAUCGGAAGGUAGUGGGGUAUUAUUUGUCAUAAGUAUAUUAUGCUGUGUAUGUAUGGUCAGUGAGUUGGAAAAAAGUAUUUGAUCCCCUGCUGAUUUUGUACGUUUGCCCACUGACCAAGAAAUGAUCAGUCUAUAAUUUAAUGGUAGGUUUAUUUGAACAGUGAGAGACAGAAUAAUAUGGAGGUGGAAACAUUAUGCUUUGGGGGUGUUUUUCUGCUAAGGGGACAGGACAACUUCACCGCAUCAAAGGGACGUUGGACGGGGCCAUGUACCGUCAAAUCUUGGGUGAGAACCUCCUUCCCCCAGCCAGGGCAUUGAAAAUAGCUCAGCUGGUAGAGCACGGCGCUUGUAACGCCAAGGUAGUGGGUUCGAUCCCCGGGACCACCCAUACACAAAAAUGUAUGCACGCAUGACUGUAAGUCGCUUUGGAUAAAAGCGUCUGCUAAAUGGCAUAUUAUUAUUAUUAUUAUUAUUAUUUAUUCCAGCAUGACAAUGACCCAAAACACACGGCCAAGGCAACAAAGGAGUGGCUCAAGAAGAGGCACAUUAAGGUCCUGGAGUGGCCUAGCCAGUCUCCAGACCUUUAAUCACAUAGAAAAUCUGUGGAGGGAGCUGAAGGUUCGAGUUGCUAAACGUCAGCCUCGAAACCUUAAUGACUUGGAGAAGAUCUGCAAAGAGGAGUGGGACAAAAUCCCUCCUGAGAUGUCUGCAAACCUGGUGGCCAACUACAAGAAACAUUUGACCUCUGUGAUUGCCAACAAGGGUUUUGCCACCAAGUACUAAGUCAUGUUUUGCAGAGGGGUCAAAUAGUUAUUUCCCUCAUUAAAAAGCAAAUCAAUUUUUAACAUUUUUGACAUGCGUUUUUCUGGAUUAUUUUGUUGUUAUUCUGUCUCUCACUGUUCAAAUAAACCUACCAUUAAAAUUAUAGACUGAUCAUUUCUUUGUCAGUGGGCAAACGUACAAAAUCAGCAGGGGAUCAAAUACUUUUUUCCCUCACUGUACAGUUGAAGUCGGAAGUUUACAGUGGGGAAAAAAAGUAUUUAGUCAGCCACCAAUUGUGCAAGUUCUCCCACUUAAAAAGAUGAGAGAGGCCUGUAAUUUUAAUCAUAGGUACACAUCAACUAUGAGGGAAAAAAAUCCAGAAAAUCACAUUGUAGGAUUUUUUAAUGAAUUUAUUUGCAAAUUAUGGUGGAAAACAAGUAUUGGUCAAUAACAAAAGUUUCUCAAUACUUUGUUAUAUACCCUUUGUUGGCAAUGACACAGGUCAACCGUUUUCUGUAAGUCUUCACAAGGUUUUCACACACUGUUGCUGGUAUUUUGGCCCAUUCUUCCAUGCAGAUCUCCUCUACAGCAGUGAUGUUUUGGGGCUGUCGCUGGGCAAAAUGGACUUUCAACUCCCUCCAAAGAUUUUCUAUGGGGUUGAGAUCUGGAGACUGGCUAGGCCACUCCAGGACCUUAAUGCUUCUUACGAAGCCACUCCUUCGUUGCCCGGGCGGUGUGUAUGGGAUCAUUGUCAUGCUGAAAGACCCAGCCACGUUUCAUCUUCAAUGCCCUUGCUGAUGGAAGGAGGUUUUCACUCAAUCUCACGAUACAUGGCCCCAUUCAUUCUUUCCUUUACACGGAUCAGUCGUCCUGGUCCCUUUGCAGAAAAACAGCCCCAAAGCAUGAUGUUUCCACCCCCAUGCUUCACAGUAGGUAUGGUGUUCUUUGGAUGCAACUCAGCAUUCUUUGUCCUCCAAACACGACGAGUUGAGUUUUUACCAAAAAGUUAUAUUUUGGUGUCAUCUGACCAUAUGACAUUCUCCCAAUCCUCUUCUGGAUCAUCCAAAUGCACUCUAGCAAACUUCAGACGGGCCUGGACAUGUACUGGCUUAAGCAGGGGGACACGUCUGGCACUGCAGGAUUUGAGUCCCUGGCGGUGUAGUGUGUUACUGAUGGUAGGCUUUGUUACUUUGGUCCCAGCUCUCUGCAGGUCAUUCACUAGGUCCCCCCGCGUGGUUCUGGGAUUUUUGCUCACCGUUCUUGUGAUCAUUUUGACCCCACGGGGUGAGAUCUUGCGUGGAGCCCUAGAUCGAGGGAGAUUAUCAGUGGUCUUGUAUGUCUUCCAUUUCCUAAUAAUUGCUCCCACCGUUGAUUUCUUCAAACCAAGCUGCUUACCUAUUGCAGAUUCAGUCUUCCCAGCCUGGUGCAGGUCUACAAUUUUGUUUCUGGUGUCCUUUGACAGCUCUUUGGUCUUGGCCAUAGUGGAGUUUGGAGUGUGACUGUUUGAGGUUGUGGACAGGUGUCUUUUAUACUGAUAACAAGUUCAAACAGGUGCCAUUAAUACAGGUAACGAGUGGAGGACAGAGGAGCCUCUUAAAGAAGAAGUUACAGGUCUGUGAGAGCCAGAAAUCUUGGUUGUUUGUAGGUGACCAAAUACUUAUUUUCCACCAUAAUUUGCAAAUAAAUUCAUAAAAAAUCCUACAAUGUGUUUUUCUGGAAAUGUUUUUCUCAAUUUGUCUGUCAUAGUUGACGUGUACCUAUGAUGAAAAUUACAGGCCUCUCAUCUUUUUAAGUGGGAGAACUUGCACAAUUGGUGGCUGACUAAAUACUUUUUUUCCCCACUCUAACAUCUGAAUUGGACCAAAACAUUUUCUAACAAUGAGUAAGACAUGAGGAUUCCAAAGAAAUUGUUAAAAGCCACCAACGGACCCCCCCCCCCCCAAACACAUUUUUCCUAUUUGUAUGCCUCUUUAGUCCAGGGUGCAUUGCAUGGUGCUGUUGCAAAUGUCAAACUCCACUCUGUGAGGCACAUCGAUCUGCAGGUUAAACAUGGUGAGAUUGUAGACUCCUAUAUUGAUUUUGCAGUUUGUUUAGGUGAUUUUACAGCGAACUAGAUACUUCAAAUGCUGAAAUUGACUUUGGUAUUAUUGUGUGUAGCUAGCCAGCCCAUAGAGAGCAUUGUGGGUUUUGUAGCCAACUUGAGCUGCAACAUAUUUCCACAACAAUAGUAAUUGUUGUGGAUAACUGAUAUUUUCAUCUGUCACAUCAAACCGCUUGCUUUUGACAACCGUGUUUUCCCGCUAAUUGCAUUAUGGAACGAACAUUCGCGCGUAGCCUACUGCCUUGUGCGCAUUGCUGCGCUUAUGUGAAGAAAUGAUAGUUUAUCAACAUUUUUAAGCUGAACGUUCUGAUCUGUUGCAUCACUCAUUGCUUUUUUAAACUUUUUAUUUUAUUUUAUUUUUUAUGUAGCCUAGGCCUACUGGUUGUAUGAAUUUGGGAUCUAUCGUCCCACAACUGUCAGUCUGUUUGGAAUAGGCUAUUUCCUUCUCGACAAGAUGACCAAUAGAAUAGGUAAACUUUUCUACUAUGUGGGAUAAUAGAUUGACAUAGGCUAGUGAUUUUGCUGUUCGCUACUAGUCUUGUUGGCUGAGGAAAAGUAAAUGUGGGCAUUAGAAUUUGGUAAGAAGGACCGCACAUUGUUGCGUCCUCGACUUGCAUGUUCUCUUAAGAUGAUUUGCCAUAAUCUAAAGCACCGUGGGUGGAUGCUCUAAUUGGGUUUCCUAACGAAAACCCUGUGUUAGACAUACAACCAUACGAUGUUUGGCAAACACUAUUUUAGGCUAAGGCAUACAGUGCAUUCUGAAAGUAUUCAGACCCCUUCACUUUUUCCACGUUGUUACUUUACAGCCUUAUUCUAAAAUUGAUUUAAACAAAUGUUUUUCCACAAUCUAAACACAAUACCCCAUUUUUUAAAUAUUUUUUUUACGUAUUUACAUAAUUAUUCGGACCCUUUGCUAUGAGACUCGAAAUUGAGCUCAUGUGCAUCCUGUUUACAUUGAUCAUCCUUGAUGUUUCUGCACCUGUUGAUUGGACAUGAUUUGGAAAGGCACACACCUGUCUAUAUAAGGUCCCACAGUUGACAGUGCAUGUCAGAGCAAAAACCAAGCCAUGAGGUCGAAGGAAUUGUCCGUAGAGCUCUGUGACAGGAUUGUGUCGAGGCACAGAUAUGGGGAAGUGUACCAAAACAUUUCUACAGCAUUGAAGGUCCCCAAAAACACUGUGGCAUCCAUCAUUCAUAAAUGGAAUACGUUUGGAACCACCAAGACUCUUCCUAGAGCUGGCCGCCCGGCCAACCUGAGCAAUCGUGGUAGAAGGGCCUUGGUCAGGGAGGUGACCAAGAACCCGAUGGUCAAUCUAACAGAGCUGCAGAGUUCCUCUGUGGAGAUGGGAGAACCUUCCAGAAGGACAACCAUCUCUGCAGCACUCCACCAAUCAGACCUUUUAUGUUAGAGUGGCCAGACGGAAGCCACUCCUCAGUAAAAGGCACAUGACAGCCCGCUUGGAGUUUGCCAAAUGGCAACUAAAGGACUCUCAGACCAUGAGAAACAAAACAACGCAGAAUUGGCUUCGGGACAAGUCUCUGAAUGUCCUUGAGUGGCCCAACCAGAGCCCGGACUUGAACCCGAUCGACCAUCUCUGGAGAGUCCUGAAAAUAGCUGUGCAGCGACGCUCCCCAUCCAUCCUGACCGAGCUUGAGAGGAUCUGCAGAGAACAAUGGCUUGUAGCGUCAUACCCAAGAAGACUCAAGGCUGUAAUCGCUGCUAAAGGUACUGAGUAAAGGGUCUGAAUACUUUUUCUAAUAUUGGAAAAAUGUUUAUUUUUAUUUUUAUGUUUUUGCUUUGUCAUUAUGGGGUAUUGUGUGUAGAUUGAUGGAUGAAAAAAAACUAUUUAAUCCAUUUUAGAAUAAGGCUGUAACAAAAUGUGGAGAAAGUCAAGGGGUCUGAAUACUUUCCGAAUGCACUGUAUACAAGUUAUGCAUUUUGACUGAAUUUGACCACUGUUUCAGGUGUUCAUUGCCCAGUCAAGGUCCUCUGGUAGACACAGAGACGUGGAGGAUGAAGAGCUCACCAGAAUAUUUGUAAAGAUUCCCAAAACAUUCACAGAAGAAGAUCUGAAAGACACGUUCAAGGUAUGAGGUCCAUUGCAUUGUAUUUGAUGACCUGGUGAAAUAUUACUGGCCAAUUUACCCUAAGUGACCCCCCUUACAUUUUAGAAAUUUAGCAGACACUCUUAUCCAGAGCGACUUACAGUAGCAAUUUACACACCUUGUCGGCUCGGGGAAUCGAACCAGCAAAUGUUCAGUUACUGGCCCAACCCUCUAAACACUAGGCAACCUGCCGCACUUGGAUGAUAUAAGAUAGCAGACCAAUAGAGAUAAUGCUAUUUUUUUGCUUGUAGGAGUAUGGUGACAUAGAAUACUGUGUGAUCAUAAAGAAUAAAACCACGGGGGAGAGCAAAGGCUUGGGAUAUGUGAGGUAUCAUAAGCCAUCACAAGCAGCCAUUGCCAUUGAGAACUGUGAUAGAGGUAAGCAAGCAUCAGCCCUCUCAUUGAAGCCUCAAAGCAAUGCUUUUCAGAACGGAUGAACUCAAGUUAAAACACUUUGACUCCACUGUAGUAUUUAAUUUGUAUCGAUCUAACCCUUGUCUGUGCAACUAGCCUACAGGGCUGUUCUUGCUGAGCCCCGAAGCAAGAACUCAUCUGCAGAUAAUGACUAUCACAACAGUGGCAGAGCAGAGCACAUGUCAAGUGACCUGGGAAUGAACCCCUAUUCCUUUGGAGCGUGUAUGUGAAGUGCUUCAAAUUCUGAUUCAGAAUGUGACAUUUGCUUUCGUUUGCAUUUGCUUUAACCUAGCUGUGGUCUGACAUCUGUCUGUGUUCCCUACAUGACAGCUGACCCUGGCAGUUAUGCCGUAACUGACUACCGAUCCAGUGACCUCAUUACCAGGUGCCUAAUGGUUUCCUCGAGAGCUAGCAUUACCCAGGAGCAGAUUUAUGGCCUCUGUGACCUCAUACCAGGGAUGGAUUACUGCGAGAUGCAGCGGGAUCAUUAUGGACUCAACAAAGGUAUGAUACAUUGAUAAUUGUGUAUUUAAUAGGGAAAGAUGCAGUUAAAUAAAAUUAGUAUCACACAUUGAUUUAUCAACAGUAACACUUUAGACACGACUAUAAAGACAGUUUAUAAACUAUGUUUAUAAUGCUUAUAAGAAAUUCUAGAAUAAGCCUACUCAUUCUUUUGUUAAUAAAAAAAAAAAAACAAUUACGUUCUUAUGUAGUGUUACCCACAAAGGUUAACACUCCUGAUUUUGUAUUUAAAUUGUUCACAUUAAUGUUUGAUAUUGCUCAUGAUGCAUGUAAAACGUUUUAACUGUAGGCCACCCCCCCCCCCCCCCCCCCCCCCCAGGACAUGCUGUGAUUCGCUACAACAACCUGGGCUCUGCCGUCUACGCCAAAGAGAAGCUGAAUGGCUUUGAGUAUCCUCCUGGAAACCGCCUCAUCGUGACCCACAUAGAUGAUGGAGAAGACAGGACCAGGUACAGACUUAUCAUGUGAUGAUAGACACUUCAAAUGUGUCAAAUGUCUUGAUCGUUGUUUAUCAAUAAUGAUAAUGGAUUUAUUUGAAAGUAGUACGCUUUAAAGCAUGAUCUUUAGGUUUAUUUUAUCUUGUACAUAUUCAUUGCUUAAGACCCACUCCAGCCACCCACUCACCUAAUUUAUUUACCUGAGACUGGAAACUUUCGACGGCAGUUACUGGGCCAUAGUUAGUUGUGUUUAGUUGUUGAAAGAUAGUGUAAGUUAGUUUUGUUUAUUAGGAUUAGCUACUGCACAUGCAGCAGCUACUCUUCCUGGGGUCCACAUAGAGUGAGGGGAAAAAGUUUUUGAUCCCCUGCUGAUUUUGUACGUUUGACUACUGACAAAGAAAUGAUCAGUCUAUAAUUUUAUUAGUACGUUUAUUUGAACAGUGAGAGACAGAAUAACAACAAUAAAAUCCAGAAAAACGCAUGUCAAGAAUGUUAUAAAUUGAUUUGCAUUUUAAUGAGGGAAAUAAGUAUUUGACCCCCUCUCAAUCAGAAAGAUUUCUGGCUCCCAGGUGUCUUUUAUACAGGUAACGAGCUGAGAUCAGGAGCACACUCUUAAAGGGAGUGCUCCUAAUCUCAGCUUGUUACCUGUAUAAAAUACACCUGUCCACAGAAGCAAUCAAUCAGAUUCCAAACUCUCCACCAUGGCCAAGACCAAAGAGCUCUCCAAGGAUGUCAGGGACAAGAUUGUAGACCUACACAAGGCUGGAAUGGGCUACAAGACCAUCGCCAAGCAGCUUGGUGAGAAGGUGACAACAGAAGAAACACAAAACAACUGUCAAUCUCCCUCGGCCUGGGGCUCCAUGCAAGAUCUCACCUCUUGGAGUUGCAAUGAUCAUGAGAACAGUGAGGAAUUAGCCCAGAACUACACGGGAACAUCUUGUCAAUGAUCUCAAAGCAGCUGGGACCAUAGUCACCAAGAAAACAAUUGGUAACACACUACGCCGUGAAGGACUGAAAUCCUGCAGCGCCCGCAAGGUCCCCCUGCUCAAGAAAGCACAUAUACAUGCCCGUCUGAAAUUUGCCAAUGAACAUCUGAAUGAUUCAGAGGAGAACUAGGUGAAAGUGUUGUGGUCAGAUGAGACCAAAAUCGAGCUCUUAGGCAUCAACUCAACUCGCCGUGUUUGGAGGAGGAGGAAUGCUGCCUAUGACCCCAAGAACACCAUCCCCACCGUCAAACAUGGAGGUGGAAACAUUAUGCUUUGGGGGUGUUUUUCUGCUAAGGGGACAGGACAACUUCACCGCAUCAAAGGGACGAUUGACGGGGCCAUGUACCGUCAAAUCUUGGGUGAGAACCUCCUUCCCUCAGCCAGGGCAUUGAAAAUGACCCAAAACACACGGCCAAGGCAACAAAGGAGUGGCUCAAGAAGAAGCACAUGAAGGUCCUGGAGUGGCCUAGCCAGUCUCCAGACUUUAAUCCCAUAGAAAAUAUGUGGAGGGAGCUGAAGGUUCGAGUUGCCAAACGUCAGCCUCGAAACCUUAAUGACUCAGAGAAGAUCUGCAAAGAGGAGUGGAACAAAAUCCCUCCUGAGAUGUGUGCAAACCUGGUGGCCAACUACUAGAAACGUCUGACAUCUAUAAUAAUAAUAAUAAUAAUAUGCCAUUUAGCAGACGCUUUUAUCCAAAGCGACUUACAGUCAUGCGUGCAUAUUAUUAUUAUUUUUGUGUAUGGGUGGUCCCGGGGAUCGAGCCCACUACCUUGGCGUUACAAGCGCCGUGCUCUACCAGCUGAGCUACAGAGGACCACCUGUGAUUGCCAACAAGGGUCUUGCCACCAAGUACUAAGUCAUGUUUUGCAGAGGGUUCAAAUACUUUUUUCCCUCACUGUACAAAUACAUUAUAAAGUACAGAACAGUUAUAGACAAGAACAACACAAGAUAUUACUUACAAAUAUAAAAAGUUAUGUCUGUAUAUGUAUGUAUAUAAACUCAGCAAAAAAAGAAACGUCCUCUCAAUGUCAACUGCGUUUAUUUUCAGCAAACUUAACAUGUGUAAAUAUUUGGAAAAAUGUGUCCCUGAACAAAGGGUGGGUCAAAAUCAAAAGUAACAGUCAGUAUCUGGUGUGGCCACCAGCUGCAUUAAGUACUGCAGUGCAUCUCCUCCUCAUGGACUGCACCAGAUUUGCCAGUUCUUGCUGUGAGAUGUUACCCCACUCUUCCACCAAGGCACCUGCAAGUUCCCUGACAUUUCUGGGGGCAAUGGCCCUAGCCCUCACCCUCUGAUCCAACAGGUCCCAGACGUGCUCAAUGGGAUUGAGAUCCGGGCUCUUCGCUGGCCAUGGCAGAACACUGACAUUCCUGUCUUGCAGGAAAUCACGCACAGAACGAGCAGUAUGGCUGGUGGCAUUGUCAUGCUGGAGGGUCAUGUCAGGAUGAGCCUGCAGGAAGGUUACCACAUGAGGGAGGAGGAUGUCUUCCCUGUAACGCACUGCGUUGAGAUUGCCUGCAAUGACAACAAGCUCAGUCCGAUGAUGCAGUGACACACCGCCCCAGACCAUGACAGACCCUCCACCUCCAAACCGAUCCUGCUCCAGAGUACAGGCCUCGGUGUAAUGCUCAUUCCUUCGACGAUAAACGCGAAUCCGACCAUCACCCCUGGUGAGACAAAACCGCGACUCGUCAGUGAAGAGCACUUUUGCUAGUCCUUUCUGGUCCAGCGACAGUGGGUUUGUGCUUAUAGACAACGUUAUUGCCGGUGAUGUCUGGUAAGGACCUGCCUUACAACAGGCCUACACGCCUCAGUCCAGCCUCUCUCAGCCUAUUGUGGACAGUCUGAGCACUGAUGGAGGGAUUGUGCGUUCCUGGUGUAACUCGGGCAGUUGUUGUUGCCAUUCUGUACCUAUCCCGCAGGUGUGAUGUUCGUAUGUACCGAUCCUGUGCAGGUGUUGUUACACGUGGUGUGCCACUGCGAGGACGAUCAGCUGUCCGUCCUGUCUCCCUGUAGCGCUGUCUUAGGCGUCUCACAGUACGGACAUUGCAAUUUAUUGCCCUGGCCAUAUCUGCAGUCGUCAUGCCUCCUUGCGGCAUGCCUAAGGCACGUUCACGCAGAUGAGCAGGGGCCCUGGGCAUAUUUAUUUUGGUGUUUUUCAGAGUCAGUAGAAAGGCCUCUUUAGUGUCCUAAGUUUUAAUAACUGUGACCUUAAUUGCCUACCGUCUGUUAGCUGUUAGUGUCUUAACGACCGUUCCACAGGUGCAUGUUCAUUAAUUGUUUAUGGUUCAUUGAACAAGCAUGGAUUUUUACGAAUUAUCUUUGAAAGACAGGGUCCUGAAAAAGGGAUGUUUCUUUUUUUGCUGAGUUUAUAUGAAAGACACAAAGAGAUGACAAAAACACAAUUUACACUAAAUGUUAGGUCUGACCCAAUUUAGUCGAUUGUUUGGUCGAUUGACUGUUGAUCGACUGAUCUCUUCUAGUCGAGCAAUCGCAAUUGUUUAUUUUAUCAUGGUGCACAAGACACCUGUCUGAUUCGCGCCUGUCUCAGUGGACUAAUCCUUUGCGAAGGAUGGCACAGAUAUAAAAUUGUAUAUGGUUAUAUUAUUUGAAAAAUAAUGGUGCAACUCUAAAUGUAAUUACAUUUUAUAACAAAUGUGCUUUCUCCGGCGUUGAAUACGGUCGCUGUCCGCGGUUCUAAAACAUAAUCUUCAGUGCGCCAUUGAAUUGGCGCCUUUCCCUAUGUUGCUAUGUGCAUAAUAACACAGUUGAACAAUGCGGCGGAGGCAGCAGCAGCAGAGACAAAGAAACAGUCAUUGCCUUAGCCUAAUUGUCUAAGAAAAUUGGAGAGAGGAAAUCCCAAAUUAAUUAGGUCUAUAAUUAUUAGUCUAACUGUUAAAUGUGCCUGGCUUUGUAAAUCAUUCAUAUACAGUGCAUUGGGGAAGUAACGUUUUGUUACGUUACAGCCUUAUUCUAAAAUGGAUUAAAUUCAUUUUUUUCCUCAUAAAUCUACACACAAAAUCCCAUAAUGACAAAGCAAAAACAGAUGUUUGCAAAAAAUAAUCAAAAUGUAUUACAAAUAAAAAACAUACCUUAUUUACAUAAGUAUUCAGACCCUUUGCUAUGAGACUUGAAAUUGAGCUCCGGUGCAUCGUGUUUCCAUUGAUCAUCCUUGAUGUUUCUACAACUUGAUUGGAGUCCACCUGUAGUAAUUUAAAUAGAUUGGACAUGAUUUGGAAAGGCACACACCUGUCUAUAUUAGGUCCCACAGUUGACAGUGCAUGUCAGAGCAAAAACCAAGCCAUGAGGUUGAAGGAAUUGUCCAUAGAGCUCUGAGACAGGAUUGUGUCGAGGCACAGAUCUGGGGAAGGGUACUAAAAACAUUUCUGCAGCAUUGAAGGUCCCCAAAAACACAGUGGCAUCCAUCAUUCUUAAAUGGGAAGAAGUUUGGAACCACCAAGACUCUUCCUAGAGCUGGCCGCCUAGCCAAACUGAGCAAUCGUGGGAGAAGGGCCUUGGACAAGGAGGUGACCAAGAACCUGAUGGUCACUCUUACAGAGCUCCAGAGUUCCUCUAUGGAGAUGGGAGAAUCUUCCAGAAGGACAACCAUCUCUGCAUCACUCCACCAAUCAGGCCUUUAUGGUAGAGUGGCCAGUCGGAAGCCACUCCUCAGUAAAAGGCACAUGACAGCCCGCUUGGAGUUUGCCAAAAGGCAACUAAAUGAUCAUGAGAAACAAGAUUCUCUGGUCUGAUAAAACCAAGAUUGAACUCUUUGACCUGAAUGCCAAGCGUCAUGUCUGGAGGAAACCUGGCACCAUCCCUACAGUGAAGCAUGGUGGUGGCAGUAUCAUGCUGUGGGGAUGUUUUUCAGCGCCAGGGACUGGGAGACUAGUCAGGAUCGAGGGAAAGAUGAACGGAGCAAAGUACAGAGAGGUCCUUGAUGAAAACCUGCUCCAGAGCGCUCAGGACCUCAGACUGGGGUGAAGGUUCUCUUUCCAACAGGACAACAACCCUAAGCACACAGCCAAGACAACGCAGGAGUGACUUUGGGACAAGUCUCUGAAUGUCCUUGAGUGGCCCAGCCAGAGCCCAGAAUUGAACCUGAUCUAACAUCUCUGGAGAGACCUGAAAAUAGCUGUGCAGCGACGCUACCCAUCCAACCUGACAGAGUUUGGGAAGAUCUGCAGAGAAGAAUGGUCCUAUGGGUGGUCCUCUGUAGCUCAGCUGGUUAGAGCACGGCGCUUGUAACGCCAAGGUAGUGGGUUCGAUCCCCGGGACCACCCAUACACAAAAAUGUAUGCACUCAUGACUGUAAGUCGCUUUGGAUAAAAAUGGCAAAUGGCUAAAUGGCAUAUAAUAAUAAUAAUAAUUAUUAUUAUUAUUAUAAGAAUGGGAGAAACUCCCCAAAUACAUGUGUGCCAAGCUUAUAGCGUCAUACCCAAGACGAUUUGUGGCUGUAAUCGCUGCCAAAGGUGCUUCAACAAAGUACUGAGUAAAGGGUCUGAAUACUUAUGUAAAUGUGAUAUUUCGUUGAUUUCUUUGCACACAUUUUUAAAAACCUGUUUUUGCUUUGUCAUUAUGGGGUAUUGUAUGUAGAUUGAUGUGAAAAACAACAACAAUUUAAUCAAUUUUAGAAUAAGGCUGUAACCUAACAAAAUGUGGAAAAAGUCAAGGGUCUGAAUGCUUUCUGAAGGCACUGUAUAUGUAGAUGUACAAUUUUGACACUGACUGUGUGUGUGAGAGAGAGAAGGACCCCUUUUGCCCAUUUGUUUUUGAGUUAGUCCUUGGUGGGACAGUAUUUACCAAAACUGCUGGUUGUCAUGUCAUGGCACCUUCUGGGUAUCCCCCUUCAGGACUGUGACACCAUAACUUAUUGAGCAGUAAAGCUGUUCCUUGACUCAAUACUGUUAAAGCUGCAAUAUACAAGUACACCCCCUGGAUAGGACGCUAGUCUAUUGCAGGGCCUUAACCACAAUCUAUCUUGAGUGCCAAGCAGAGACUCAUCGGGUCCCAUUUUUUUACAGUCUGGUAUGACUCUGCCAGUGGUCGAACUGUCCAACCUUCAAAUCUCAGGGAGGACACUGACAAGGGCACUGAAUUGGUUAUGCAAGCCAUAGGUAUAACUGUAUUUUGACAUGUUGACUGAGGCAUGCACAAUUUAAACAUUUACUGGCUACCCUUGGUGACCUUAGAGAGAGACAUUGUCCUACAGGUAACAGCUAUUCUUCUUAGUUGUGAUCUUGUUUACUAUCUACACAAUGUUCAACUACUGUAGGUUUCUUUGAUAAUGGUUUCCAACAUGUUUGACAUAACCUCAUAACAUUUCUGUGUUGUUAUUUUUGCAGAACAUCUUAUUGAACAUAUGACUAGUGGUAACUAGGGGUGGUGGGGGGGAAUUAGGGCAUCAAGGCAUCUUUCAGCCAUUUUGGUUCCCCUCCAGCCCUUGCUUCCUAUGGGAGAGUAUCUUUACCUGUCUGAUGGUGGGCAGCAGCAUCUGGAAGACAGGAGGGGGCAGCGUCUGCUGGAGGAGCUGCUCGGGUUGCCCGUACACAGCAAUGACAUCAUAGUUUCCUGAUGGUUGAAACAGGUCUGGGGCAAAUGAGCUAAAAUAGAAAAGGCUUUUCUUCCCAGAAUAACUUUGGUAGCCUUCAAAUCAGACAACAGCUACUCAUAAGAAUCGACUCGUUCCAGUACAUAUCAUAGAUCAUCUGCCCCCUUACAGAGUCUCUGUUACUGUCCCCUGCAGGUAUAAUAAUAAUAAUAUGCCAUUUAGCAGACGCUUUUAUCCAAAGCGACUUACAGUCAUGCGUGCAUACAUUUUUGUGUAUGGGUGGUCCCGGGGAUCGAACCCACUACCUUGGCGUUACAAGUGCUGUGCUCUACCAGCUGAGCUACAGAGGACCACAUAAUAAUUUAAUACUGACAAUAUUUACUGGCAUGCAAACGAAAGCUUGACUUGCAAUAAGCAAAAUGUCACGUACAAGAAUUCAGUGGGGAGGAUCAUGGGACUACAAUAUGAAUAGAAUUAGAUUUUAUUCUAAUGUGGACACUACCAUGCCGUAGAGUAGUCCGUAUAUUGAGGGAGUUUAAUUAAGCUGGACCGGGGUGCACCGAGCUAUGGCCCGUGACGUGAAUAGGUGAAAGCUGUGAGGGAGGAGUGCCCUGGUCAUAUUGUCAACAAGACCGCAUGGUUCAACGUUCAGAAACAUAGAACAUGUAUUUUCCAUAAAGUAUAUGUUAAGACUAUUACUAGUUCUUCUUGAAAAGGCAGAUAAAGUACAUAUUCGUUUUUCUUUUACCAAGAGCAAACACUUUGGAUGUAUCUCUAUGUUCUUGACAUGCGUCACUUUGUUUUGAGCCGACAUAGCCAUGGGCUCACGCCCUGUUUUAUUGUACAUGUGACGUUACACUAUAUAGUCAGAUGACAUGCUUUCAGAUAAUUGCCUUGUUUUUGAAUAGCCACAUACCAUUAGUGGUUACUUUAGUGCAUCAUAGCUUGCUAGAUGUCUUUAAGAAAAUAAAUAACCAUGCUAGCUAGUUAUCCAGCUAAUUGUUUCAAUGCCCCUUCCAAAUGUGAAAUUACAAGACAAAAAAGCCACUUAUCAUACCUAAAGGUGUUCCACGAUGGUGUCUUGUUGUGAAGGUAGCUAGCUAGCUAACGUUAGCCAGUAGUGACUAUUCAUAGAAAGCUAGCUACUAGCUGGCUAACCUACCAGUGGCUAGCUACAUACACUGAGUGUAUAAAACAUUAGGAACACCUGCUCUUUCCAUGCCAUAGACUGACCAGGUGAAAGCUAUGAUCCCUUAUUGAUGUCCCUUGUUUAAUCCACUUCAAUCAGUGUAGAUGAAGGGGAGGAGACAGGUUAAAUAAGGAUUUUUAAGCCUUGCACUGGUUUGAGUGUCAAGAAGUAUAACGCUGCUGGGUUUUUCAUGCUCAACAGUUUCCUGUGUGUAUCAAGAAUGGUCCACCACCCAAAGGACAUCCAGCCAACUUGACACAACUGUGGGACGCAUUGGAGUCAACAUGGGCCAGCAUCCCUGUGGAAUGCUUUCGACACCCUGUGGAGUCUAUGCCCUGACGAAUUGAGGCUGUUCUGGGGGCAAAAGGGGUGGUGCAACUCAAUAUUAGGAAGGUGUUCCUAAUGUUUUUACCCUCAGUGUAUAAUAGCCAAUUGGCCAUAUUAGCUAGCUACUAGUAUCUCCCCGUGUCCCCUCCUCUGAGCUUUAUAGUCCCCUCCCGCAAAGUCCUCGCAAACACUGUCUGUUUACAUUUACAUUUUAGUCAUUUAGCAGACGCUCUUUUCCAGAGCGACUUACAGUUAGUGAAUACAUCUUUUUUUAUUUUUUAUUUUUUUUAUACUGGCCCCCCGUGGGAAUCGAACCCAAAUGCCAUUCUCUAUCAACUGAGCUACAUCCCUGCCGGCCAUUCCCUCCCCUAGCCUGGACGACGCUGGGCCAAUUGUGCGCCGCCCAUGAGUCUCCCGGUCGCGGCCGGCUGCGACAGAGCCUGGAUUCGAACCAGGAUCUCUAGUGGCACAGUUAGCACUGCGAUGCAGUGCCUUAGACCACUGCGCCACUCAGGAGACUCAGGAGUCUGUUCUACUUCUUCUGUGGGGUUUCACACUGGCUGUUGUUGCCGGUACACCCUAAAAACAUGACUUUAGGCAGCUACAUGCUUCCAUAUCUAAAUACUUUCCUGUUUGUGUUUUGAAAAUUAUGACAACUGAGCAAUGUAAAAUAUAAAUAUUUAUAAAUAUAAAUAUUUAGGAGCAGGACGUUGGAAUUCUUUUGGCAGUUUUUUAAUGUACAAAAUCAAACGUCAGUGGUCGUUGGCCUAUGACAGUUCUAGUGUUAAAACUGGCCCAAAAACACUCUUUAGGAAGGCCUUCUCUUAGUUAUAGCGGUGUUCCUUGUUUUCCUUGUCCCUUGUAGUGUCAACUGUGUUCUUUGUCAGUGGCCUUAAUUUAUCUACGUCUCUUGUUUUUAUUUAUUUUAUUGCACUCACUGUCAUUGUUUUUCAAUGAAAAGCGUUAUCAGUUAUUAUUAAUAGUAUUAACUACAAUUGGAUACACGCAGCUUAUUUUCUCUCACAACUAGUUUCCCUAGAAGUAGCAGCACUCACAAUAAUAAAUGUCAAAUCGAUAGAAUGAAUGCAUCAAAUUGUAUGUCUACUUUAUGUGUUUGUCUCUGUCCCUACCCGUCCGUUCGAGUACAUUCUAGAGAUGCUGAAAGGGUAAAAAAACGAGUGGGUCACCAUUGUAAGACAAUUGUCAUGUCCUUUUGUUAGUCCUGUCGGGAAGAUGGCGAUGCAGCUGGUUGCUGCUCAGAUGAUGUCAAUGGUGUGGAAUGGUCCUACCACCAGCCAGCAACUGAUGAAGACGAGCACAGUAAGCAACAGUGUUGUACUUGCACUUGCAGUUAUUCUAGUAUCAAGAUUGGCAUAGCUCCUCAAAGGAGCUCACAACCUUUCCAACUCAUUUUUCAUGGACUAUCACAUCUAGACAGAUCGUAGAUUUUCAAGACUCAGAAUGAUUUUCUUUUUAGGACUAACUUCAGGAUGUUGGUGUGCGAAUGGGUAUUCUGUUAAUCUCUUAAUGUGACGUGUGUCUAUCAGGGUUACCGCACAGCCUCUCCGAUGCCCCGGAUCCAGACAGAUGUAUCACUUCCCUCUCUGAAGAACCUGGCACCCCCAGAUAGCCGGGUUAAGGAGCGUCUCUUUGUGGUCUUCAGCCCUGCACCUCUUCCCAUGGACGUCUUGGAAGAUGUCUUCUGGUAUGGAAGAACUUAAAAUAGCUAAGCUGUGUCCUUCAGUUCACAAUCCCAAUAAGUCCUUACUAUGAUAACACAUUAUUUAAAGGUCUUAUAUAGGAGCCUCAGAUAGCGACAUCGACAGAGCCUAUGGCAGGAGCGGGGACAACUCCUCCCGCUGCGUGCGUGUGUGCGUGCAUGCAUGCAUACACACAUACAUACAUACAGCACCAGUCAAAAGUUUGGGCACGCCUACUCAUUCCAGGGUUUUUCUUUAUUUUUACUAUUUUCUACUUUGUAGAAUAAUAGUGAAGACAUCAAAACUAUGAAAUAACACAUAUGGAAUCAUGUAGUAACAAAAAAAAGUGUUAAACAAAUCAAAAUAUAUUUUAUAUUUGAGAUUCUUCAAAUAGCCACCCUUUGCUUUGAUGACAGCUUUGCACACUCAGCAUUCUCUCAACCAGCUUCACCUGGAAUGCUUUUCCAACAGUCUUGAAGGAGUUCCCACAUAUGCUGAGCACUUGUUGGCUGCUUUUCCUUCACUCUGCGGUCCGACUCAUCCCAAACCAUUUCAGUUAGGUUGAGGUCGGGGGGAUUGUGGAGGCCAGGUCAUCUGAUGCAGCACUCCAUCACUCUCCUUCUUGGUCAAAUAGCCCUUACACAGCCUGGAGGUGUGUUGGGUCAUUGUCCUGUUGAAAAACAAAUGAUAGUUCCAAUAAGCCCAAACCAGAUGGGAUGGCAUAUCGCUGCAGAAUGCUGUGGUAGCCAUGCUGGUUAUACAGUGGGGAGAACAAGUAUUUGAUACACUGCUGAUUUUGCAGGUUUUCCUACUUACAAAGCAUGUAGAGGUCUGUAAUUUUUAUCAUAGGUACACAUCAACUGUGAGAGACGGAAUCUAAAACAAAAAUCCAGAAAAUCACAUUGUAUGAUUUAAGUAAUUAAUUUGCAUUUUAUUGCAUGACAUAAGUAUUUGAUACAUCAGAAAAGCAGAACUUAAUAUUUGGUACAGAAACCUUUGUUUGCAAUUACAGAGAUCAUACGUUUCCUGUAGGUCUUGACCAGGUUUGCACACACUGCAGCAGGGAUUUUGGCCCACUCCUCCAUUCAGACCUUCUCCAGAUCCUUCAGGUUUCGGGGCUGUCGCUGGGCAAUACGAACUUUCAGCUCCCUCCAAAGAUUUUCUAUUGGGUUCAGGUCUGGAAACUGGCUAGGCCACUCCAGGACCUUGAGAUGCUUCUUAUGGAGCCACUCCUUAGUUGCCCUGGCUGUGUGUUUCGGGUCAUUGUCAUGCUGGAAGACCCAGCCACGACCCAUCUUCAAUGCUCUUACUGAGGGAAGGAGGUUGUUGGCCAAGAUCUCACGAUACAUGACCCCAUCCAUCCUCCCCCCUUUGCAGAAAAGCAUCCCCAAAGAAUGAUGUUUCCACCUCCAUGCUUCACGGUUAGGAUGGUGUUCUUGGGGUUGUACUCAUCCUUCUUUUUCCUCCAAACACGGCGAGUGGAGUUUAGACCAAAAAGCUCUAUUUUUGUCUCAUCAGACCACAUGAACUUCUCCCAUUCCUCCUCUGGAUCAUCCAGAUGGUCAUUGGCAAACUUCAGACGGGCCUGGACAUGCGCUGGCUUGAGCAGGGGGACCUUGCGUGCGCUGCAGGAUUUUAAUCCACGACGGCGUAGUGUGUUACUAAUGGUUUUCUAUGAGACUGUGGUCCCAGCUCUCUUCAGGUCAUUGACCAGGUCCUGCCGUGUAGUUCUGGGCUGAUCCCUCACCUUCUUCAUGAUCAUUGAUGCCCCACGAGGUGAGAUCUUGCAUGGAGCCCCUGACCGAGGGUGAUUGAUUGUCAUCUUGAACUUCUUCCAUUUUCUAAUAAUUGCGCCAACAGUUGUUGCCUUUUCACAAAGCUGCUUGCCUAUUGUCCUGUAGCCCAUCCCAGCCUUGUGCAGGUCUACAAUUUGUAUCCCUUAUGUCCCUACACAGCUCUCUGGUCUUGGCCAUUGUGGAGAGGUUGGAGUCUAUUUGAUUGAGUGUGUGGACAGGUGUCUUUUAUACAGGUAACGAGUUCAAACAGGUGCAGUUAAUACAGGUAAUGAGUGGAGAACAGGAGGGCUUCUUAAAGAAAAACUAACAGGUCUGUGAGAGCCGGAAUUCUUACUGGUUGGUAGGUGAUCAAAUACUUAUGUCAUGCAAUAAAAUGCAAAUGUAUUACUUAAAAAUCAUACAAUGUGAUUUUCUGGAUUUUUGUUUUAGAUUCCGUCUCUCACAGUUGAAGUGUACAUAUGAUAAAAAUUACAGACCUCUACAUGCUUUGUAAGUAGGAAAACCUGCAAAAUCGGCAGUGUAUCAAAUACUUGUUCUCCCCACUCUAUCAAAUACUUGUUCUCCCCACUCUACAAUAUUUACAGUUACCUAAACAAACUAUUUCAUAAUGUUUUAUAAGCAAUCAGGCCUAAUAAGCACAAGUACUUACUGAUGGUUCUUUCUGCAGUCGAUUUGGUUCCCUUGUGGAGGUGCACCUCGUGCCUGGGAGGAACGUAGGCUACAUGAAGUAUGCCGAGAAAGAGAGUGCGGGUGAAGCUAUGGCUGCCUUGCAUGGUAAAAUGGUGAACGGAGUGAGGAUGAAGGUGAUGCUGGCUGACCCGCCGAGGGAACCAAGGGAGGAGUCCCACAAGCGCCCACGGACAUACUAGCCAACUCCUAGGUAGAAGAGGUAAGUCAUUUUUAAAGUUAAGAUGAAUGUAUUUUGUUGAUGCUAAAUUAACAUUGUUAACCCUAACCCUUAAUUUUGUAAUGCUUUUAAAUUAUAUUUUCUUAAUUUUGUCAUUUUCACCAAAAUGAGCAAUUCUUAUAGAACACAAUACUGGGGCUUCUUAUGAUCCUAGAAACUGAUCCACGUGAAUAAAAUAUUGUUUUGUGAACUCGAGGAGAACCAUGCCCUCAGGGUUGACCUAGAUCGACGCUGGAGAAGCUUAAAGGCCCAGUGCAGUCAACAACAUGAUUUUCCUGUUUAAAAUAUAUAUAUAUUUAUUUUAUUGAACCUCUAUUUAACUAGGCACGUCAGUUAAGAACAAAUUCCUAUUUACAAUGACGGCCUAGGUGUGUCCAAACUUUUGACUGGUAGUGUGUAUAUAUAUAUAUAUAUAUACACACACUACCAGUCAAAAGUUUGGACACACCUACUCAUUCAAGGGUUUUUCUUUAUUGUAGAAUAAUAGUGAAGACAUCAAAACUAUGAAAAACACAUAUGGAAUCAUGUAGUAACCAAAAAAGUGUUAAACAAAUCAAAAUAUAUUUUAUAUUUGAGAUUCUUCAAAUAGCCACCUUUUGUCUUAAUGACAGCUUUGCACACUCUUGGCAUUCUCUCAACCAGCUUCAUGAGGUAGUCACCUGGAAUGCAUUUCAAUUAACAGGUGUACCUUCUUAAAAGUUAAUUUGUUGAAUUUAUUUCCGUCUUAAUGCGUUUGAGCCAAUCAGUUGUGUUGUGACAAGGUACAGAAGAUAGCCCUAUUUGGUAAAAGACCAAGUCCAUAUUAUGACAAGAACAGCUCAAAUAAGGUACUGUGUGUAUACAUACAUACAUACAUACAUACAUACAUACAGUGGGGAGAACAAGUAUUUGAUACACUGCCGAUUUUGCAGGUUUUCCUACUUACAAAGCAUGUAGAGGUCUGUCAUUUUUAUCAUAGGUACACUUCAACUGUGAGAGACGGAAUCUGAAACAAAAAUCCAGAAAAUCACAUUGUAGGAUUUUUAAGUAAUUAAUUUGCAUUUUAUUGCAUGACAUAAGUAUUUGAUACAUCAGAAGGGCAGAACUUAAUAUUUGGUAUGGAAACCUUUGUUUGCAAUUACAGAGAUCAUACGUUUCCUGUAGGUCUUGACCAGGUUUGCAUACACUGCAGCAGGGAUUUUGGCCCACUCCUCCAUACAGACCUUCUCCAGAUCCUUCAGGUUUUGGGGCUGUCGCUGGGCAAUACGGACUUUCAGCUCCCUCCAAAGAUAGUUCUGGGCUGAUCCCUCACCUUCCUCAUGAUCAUUGAUGCCCCACGAGGUGAGAUCUUGCAUGGAGCCCCAGACCGAGGGUGAUUGACCGUCAUCUUGAACUUCUUCCAUUUUCUAAUAAUUGCGCCAACAGUUGUUGCCUUCUCACCAAGCUGCUUGCCUAUUGUCCUAUAGCCCAUCCCAGCCUUGUGCAGGUCUACAAUUUUAUCCCUGAUGUCCUUACACAGCUCUCUGGUCUUGGCCAUUGUGGAGAGGUUGGAGUCUGUUUGAUUGAGUGUGUGGACAGGUGUCUUUUAUACAGGUAACAAGUUCAAACGGGUGCAGUUAAUACAGGUAAUGAGUGGAGAACAGGAGGGCUUCUGAAAGAAAAACUAACAGGUCUGUGAGAGCCGGAAUUCUUACUGGUUGGUAGGUGAUCAAAUACUUAUGUCAUGCAAUAAAAUGCAAAUUAAUAUGCCAUUUAGCAGACGCUUUCAUCCAAAGCGACUUACAGUCAUGAGUGCAUACAUUUUUGUGUAUGGGUGGUCCCGGGGAUCGAACCCACUACCUUGGCGUUACAAGCGCCGUGCUCUACCAGCUGAGCUACAGAGGACCACUUAAAAAUCAUACAAUGUGAUUUUCUGGAUUUUUGUUUUAGAUUCCGUCUCUCACAGUUGAAGUGUACCUAUGAUAAAAAUGACAGACCUCUACAUGCUUUGUAAGUAGGAAAACCUGCAAAAUCGGCAGUGUAUCAAAUACUUGUUCUCCCCACUGUACAUUAAUACAUACAUGCAUACAGUGCCAGUCAAAAGUUUGGACACACCUACUCAUUCCAGGGUUUUUCUUUAUUUUUACUAUUUUCUGUCAUUCCAGGUGACUACCUCAUUAAGCUAGUUGAGAGAAUGUCAAGAGUGUGCAAAGCUCUCAUCAAGGAAAAGGGUAGCUACUUUGAAGGAUCUCAAAUAUAAAAUAUAUUUUGAUUUGUUUUAACACUUUUUGGGUUACUACAUGAUUCCAUAUGUGUUUUAUUUCAUAGUUUUGAUGUCUUCACUAUUGUUCUACAAUGUAGAAAAUAGUAAAAAUAAAGAAAAACCCUUGAAUGAGUAGGUGUGUCCAAACUUUUGACUGGUACUAUGUAUAUACAGUGGGGAAAAAAAGUAUUUAGUCAGCCACCAAUUGUGCAAGUUCUCCCACUUAAAAAGAUGAGAGAGGCCUGUAAUUUUCAUCAUAGGUACACGUCAACUAUGACAGACAAAUGGAGAAAAGAAAAUCCAGAAAAUCACAUUGUAGGAUUUUUAAUGAAUUUAUUUGCAAAUUAUGGUGGAAAAUAAGUAUUUGGUCACCUACAAACAAGCAAGAUUUCUGGCUCUCACAGACCAGUAACUUAUUCUUUAAGAGGCUCCUCUGUCCUCCACUCGUUACCUGUAUUAAUGGCACCUGUUUGAACUUGUUAUCAGUAUAAAAGACACCUGUCCACAACCUCAAACAGUCACACUCCAAACUCCACUAUGGCCAAGACCAAAGAGCUGUCAAAGGACACCAGAAACAAAAUUGUAGACCUGCACCAGGCUGGGAAGACUGAAUCUGCAAUAGGUAAGCAGCUUGGUUUGAAGAAAUCAACUGUGGGAGCAAUUAUUAGGAAAUGGAAGACAUACAAGACCACUGAUAAUCUCCCUCGAUCUGGGGCUCCACGCAAGAUCUCACCCCGUGGGGUCAAAAUGAUCACAAGAACGGUGAGCAAAAAUCCCAGAACCACACGGGGGGACCUAGUGAAUGACCUGCAGAGAGCUGGGACCAAAGUAACAAAGCCUACCAUCAGUAACACACUACGCCGCCAGGGACUCAAAUCCUGCAGUGCUAGACGUGUCCCCCUGCUUAAGCCAGUACAUGUCCAGGCCCGUCUGAAGUUUGCUAGAGUGCAUCCAGAAGAGGAUUGGGAGAAAGUCAUAUGGUCAGAUGAAACCAAAAUAGAACUUUUUGGUAAAAACUCAACUUGUCGUGUUUGGAGGACAAAGAAUGCUGAGUUGCAUCCAAAGAACACCAUACCUACUGUGAAGCAUGGGAGUGAAAACAUCAUACUUUGGGGCUGUUUUUCUGCAAAGGGACCAGGACGACUGAUCCGUGUAAAGGAAAAAUGAAUGGGGCCAUGUAUCGUGAGAUUUUGAGUGAAAACCUCCUUCCAUCAGCAAGGGCAUUGAAGAUGAAACGUGGCUGGGUCUUUCAGCAUGACAAUGAUCCCAAACACACCACCCGGGCAACGAAGGAGUGGCUUCGUAAGAAGCAUUUCAAGGUCCUGGAGUCUCCAGAUCUCAACCCCAUAGAAAAUCUUUGGAGGGAGUUGAAAGUCCGUGUUGCCCAGCGACAGCCCCAAAACAUCACUGCUCUAGAGGAGAUCUGCAUGGAGGAAUGGGCCAAAAUACCAGCAACAGUGUGUGAAAACCUUGUGAAGACUUACAGAAAACGUUUGACCUGUGUCAUUGCCAACAAAGGGUAUAUAACAAAGUAUUGAGAAACUUUUGAUAAUGACCAAAUACUUAUUUUCCACCAUAAUUUGCAAAUAAAUUAAUAAAAAAUCCUACAAUGUGAUUUUCUGGAAUAUUUUUUCUCAUUUUGUCUGUCAUAGUUGACGUGUACCUAUGAUGAAAAUUACAGGCCUCUCUCAUCUUUUUAAGUGGGAGAACUUGCACAAUUGGUGGCUGACUAAAUACUAUUUUUCCCCACUGUACACUACCAUUCAAAAGUUUGGGGUCACUUAGAAAUGUCCUUGUUUUCGAAAGAAAAGCAAUUUUUUGGUCCAUUAAAAUAACAUAAAAUUGAUCAGAAAUACAGUGUAGACAUUGUUAAUGUUGUAAAUGGCUAUUGUAACUGGAAACGGCUGAUUUUUAAUGGAAUAUAUACAUAGGCGUACAGAGGCCCAUUAUAAAAAAUCAGUCCUGUGAAACAAAUAACUUUCUUCUGAAACUCGUCAGUCUAUUCUUGUUCUGAGAAAUGAAAGCUAUUCCAUGCGAGAUAUUUGUUUCUGGCCAUUUUGAGCCUGUAAUCGAACCCACAAUUGCUGAUGCUCCAGAUACUCAACUAGUCUCAAGAAGGCCAGUUUUAUUGCUUCUUUAAUCAGCACAACAGUUUUCAGCUGUGCUAACAUAAUUGCAAAAGGGUUUUCUAAUGAUCAAUUAGCCUUUUAAAAUAAUAAACUUGGAUUAGCUAACACAACGUGCCAUUGUAACACAGGACUGAUGGUUGCUGAUAAUGGGCCUCUGUAGAGCCUAUGUAGAUAUUCCAUUAUAAAUCAGCCGUUUCCAGCUACAUUAGCCAUUUACAACAUUAACAAUGUCUACACUUUAUUUCUGAUCAAUUUGAUGUUAUUUUUAUGGAUACAUUUUUUUGCUUUUCUUUCGAAAACAAGGACAUUUAUAAGUGACCCCAAACUUUUGAACGGUAGUGAAUAUAUAGGUGCUUAAUUGUUACCCAUAAAUGAUUUAAUAUUGAGAGAAAAAAUGGCUGCAUUGGACCUUUUUUUAAAAGGAUUGGUUCACUAUUUUACUACCAAAUCAAAAAAUGUUAUGUAAAUGGUAUGUUAUAAAAGGGUCCAGACAUUAUUUUUUUUGCGAUUUCACUUUGUUUUGAGAAACUUACACCCCACCCGCAAUAGACUCCCUCAUUGCUCGUUCUGCAGUAUGGGGGCUACGAAAAACAUGAACAAAGGCUCCAAAAACACCCAAAUACGUCCUUUAGAAAAUACACAUGAAAUUGUAUAAUUCCAAACAUUAUUCGUAAUGUUAUAUUCCAUUUUGUGCGACUCAAUUGUUUUCCCAAACAAGCUGUGCUGCUUCUCCGUGUAGCCCGAGUAGCAUAGCUUGUCGAAGAAACAGCUCGAGUCCUUGCAAAAUCAAACUCCACUGGCGGUUCUAGUAUUAACUAAACCAACUGGUUAUGUUUACACUGUGGUCACAUAGCACCAUCAACUAAUAUGGCACAUACAGUGGGGAAAAAAAGUAUUUAGUCAGCCACCAAUUGUGCAAGUUCUCCCACUUAAAAAUAUGAGAGAGGCCUGUAAUUUCCAUCAUAGGUACACGUCAACUAUGACAGACAAAUUGAGAAAGAAAAAUCCAGAAAAUCACAUUGUAGGAUUUUUAAUGAAUUUAAUUGCAAAUUAUGGUGGAAAAUAAGUAUUUGGUCACCUACAAACAAGCAAGAUUUCUGGCUCUCACAGACCUCUAACUUCUUCUUUAAGAGGCUCCUCUGUCCUCCACUCGUUACCUGUAUUAAUGGCACCUGUUUGAACUUGUUAUCAGUAUAAAAGACACCUGUCCACAACCUCAAACAGUCACACUCCAAACUCCACUAUGGCCAAGACCAAAGAGCUGUCAAAGGACACCAGAAACAAAAUUGUAGACCUGCACCAGGCUGGGAAGACUGAAUCUGCAAUAGGUAAGCAGCUUGGUUUGAAGAAAUCAAACUGUGGGAGCAAUUAUUAGGAAAUGGAAGACAUACAAGACCACUGAUAAUCUCCCUCGAUCUGGGCUCAACGCAUAUGGUCAGAUGAAACCAAAAUAGAACUUUUUGGUAAAAACUCAACUCGUCGUGUUUGGAGGACAAAGAAUGCUGAGUUGCAUCCAAAGAACACCAUACCUACUGUGAAGCAUGGGGGUGGAAACAUCAUGCUUUGGGGCAGUUUUUCUGCAAAGGGACCAGGACGACUGAUCCGUGUAAAGGAAAGAAUGAAUGGGGCCAUGUAUUGUGAGAUUUUGAGUGAAAACCUCCUUCCAUCAGCAAGGGCAUUGAAGAUGAAACGUGGCUGGGUCUUUCAGCAUGACAAUGAUCCCAAACACACCGCCCGGGCAACGAAGGAGUGGCUUCGUAAGAAGCAUUUCAAGGUCCUGGAGUGGCCUAGCCAGUCUCAAAAUCUCAGCCCCAUAGAAAAUCUUUGGAGGGAGUUGAAAGUCCGUGUUGCCCAGCGACAGCCCCAAAACAUCACUGCUCUAGAGGAGAUCUGCAUGGAGGAAUGGGCCAAAAUACCAGCAAUAGUGUGUGAAAACCUUGUGAAGACUUACAGAAAACGUUUGACCUGUGUCAUUUCUAACAAAGGGUAUAUAACAAAGUAUUGAGAAACUUUUGUUAUUGACCAAAUACUUAUUUUCCACCAUAAUUUGCAAAUAAAGUCAUUAAAAAUCGUACAAUGUGAUUUUCUGGAUUUUUUUUCCUAAUUUUGUCUGUCACAGUUGACGUGUACCUAUGAUGAAAAUUACAGGCCUCUCUCAUCUUUUUAAGUGGGAGAACUUGCACAAUUGGUGGCUGACUAAAUACUUUUUUUCCCCACUGUAUGACACAGACAAAAAUGGUACAAUGUUUAAUUACAGUGUAAUUACACUCUACCAAAAGGUAGUCUCUUCUCACGGAGCGUGCGGAGUGCCCCGAGUCUGGUGAGACUACCCAGAAGUUUACUCCCUCAGUCCAGAUCAUAUUGAAGAUGGCUGGUAGUCAUAGUUUGAACUGAGUGACAAUGCCAGGGAAAGCUUUAGAAGCCACAUGUCUCACUGUACCCUGAAUGUUUUUGUUUCUGCAGAGGUGACCACGGACAUGACCACGGACAUGACUGGACAUGACCACGGACAUGACUGGACAUACUGAGACGAUGACACGACCAACUACUACAGACAUUGAUUUCUGUACCUUUUCUUGACAUUUGCCAUUAGCAUCAAACUUGCAAGACGUUUCUUUUCAUAAUGUGAGGUAUGAUAUCAGUUAGGACUUUCAGUAGUGUAGUCACAGUGAAUACUACUGACGGUAUAUACUCAAGCUUGUUCACCAUGUAUGUACCCUGAAUUCCUCAAUAAACAAAAGUAUAAAUGUA
Messenger RNA from Coregonus sp. 'balchen', 29847 nucleotides. The record is from the annotation of a GenBank genome assembly. Lineage: Eukaryota; Metazoa; Chordata; Actinopteri; Salmoniformes; Salmonidae.